Messenger RNA from Drosophila willistoni, 655 nucleotides. RefSeq lists its product as uncharacterized. The record is from RefSeq and is a predicted model, not a curated record. Bases 7 to 405 code for a protein of 132 amino acids. The transcript has a single exon. NCBI's taxonomy places the organism in Eukaryota, Metazoa, Arthropoda, Insecta, Diptera, Drosophilidae.
UCCAAGAUGAAACGGCUAAUAAAUCAAACGCUGUUCUGUUUUAUUCUAAUGCUCAUUCUGGGAUUGAGUCAAGCUAAAAGUGUAGGACAGCAUCGUCGAGAAGCAAAUGCAGCUCCAGAGCCUGCACCGGUUCCUGCACCAGUUCCUACACCAGAAGCUGCAGCACCACUAGGACAGUCGUCCGAUUUGGAUACUUUUCACUCAGGGGAAUCGAAUGAGGAUGAAACUGAAGCCACCACAUUGGGCAUUGUGUCGAUCAAAUCUCGAGUAAUUGCCAAGGAUCGGGCAUUAUGUCAGCAACUGUCUCGUUAUCAUCCCCAUUAUCCCAAGUGUCAUGACUACUGCAAGCGUUUGGAUCACUGGAUAGGUCAGUGCUGGAAUGAGAGCUGUCAUUGUGUUUCAUAGAACUGGAUUAUACCUGUGUCUGUUUCUUCCUCUCUGUCUCUCUUCCUUGGACUAAUCUUCCGGCUUUGCUUUAUUAAAUUUGCAAAAUGCUUUUAAAAGUCAGUGUUCUCUUCAUUUCCGAUUUAAAACUAAUUAGCAAGUUUAGUGCCCAUUCAGCUCAUACAGGAAGCAGCAUUAAACCUUAUUAAUUUCUAAUCAAAUUGCUAAUCACUUUGCUUUCAUUAAAAUAAUAAAUAAAAAACAACAACAA